Molecule: messenger RNA, 1908 nt
Organism: Liolophura sinensis
Lineage: Eukaryota; Metazoa; Mollusca; Polyplacophora; Chitonida; Chitonidae
Product: alpha-1A adrenergic receptor-like
Exons: 2
Coding region: 1-1908 (635 amino acids)
Biological process (GO): cell-cell signaling; adenylate cyclase-activating adrenergic receptor signaling pathway; positive regulation of MAPK cascade
Cellular component (GO): plasma membrane
Molecular function (GO): alpha1-adrenergic receptor activity
Source: RefSeq, a predicted model, not a curated record
AUGGUGAUAAGCGACGCUCCCACUACUCGUCAUAAGCGGUUGGUGGCACCCAAAGUUUCGCUCAUCACAGCUUAUGUGAUGGAUGGAGACUUUCUUAAUUUUACUCUGGAUUUAAAUUUAUCCACUUACAACACGACAAAUGAGACCCAGAUUGAAGACAUCAGCGGAGCGGUGGCGGCCGCCGUGUUUCUUGGGGCGAUCGUCUGUAUGACGAUAAGUGGUAACGUCUUGGUUCUUCUUGCCGUAUUCGUGAAUUCACACCUGAGAAGUACUACCAACUAUUUUAUUGUCAACUUGGCUAUUGCGGAUCUUUUGUUGGGAACAACAGUUUUGCCUUUUUCCGCCACUCUGGAAGUAUUGGACUACUGGCCUUUUGGUCAGAACUUUUGUGAUAUAUGGGCGGCCGUGGAUGUACUUUGUUGUACAGCCUCCAUUAUGAGCUUAUGUGCCAUCAGUUUGGACCGCUAUAUCGGUGUAACCAGACCUCUGCAACAUUCUACCAUCAUGUCCGAGAAGAGAGCUGGUUGUUGUAUUGUGUUCAUUUGGAUAUUAUCUUUGGCCAUCUCCCUGGGCCCAUUAAUAGGCUGGAAGGAACCACCCGAUCCUAACCCUAGGAUCUGUACCGUCACCACUCAGCUCGGCUAUGUGUUAUUCUCCGUCUGUGGCUCGUUUUACAUACCACUUCUCAUUAUCCUUGUUGUUUAUUUUCGGAUAUACAGAGAAGCCAUUAAGCAAUCCAGAUUUCUUGCAACCGGUGUGAAGACGUCAAAACUUAAUGAGGCCAAGGAGAUUACGUUACGAAUACACACCGGUCGUACCCAGAGUUCCCCUGGGCAGGGGGCUUAUCAGAGCAGCAGUUCCAGCGACGGUGGGGUGUCUGAGGGGUCGGGCAGGAAAGUUAUCUCCAGAGUGACCCUUGCUGGCAAAAUAGCAAAGUUUAAUCGCGAGAAGAAAGCAGCCAAAACUCUGGGUAUCGUCGUGGGUGUAUUCAUUCUCUGCUGGUUUCCAUUUUUCUUCAUGUUACCAAUAGCUGCCUUGUGUCCACACUGUUACAUCCCUCCCAUCCUUUUUCAAAUCAUCUUCUGGCUCGGGUAUUGUAACUCAUUAAUGAACCCUAUUAUAUACGCUUGUUCGCACAAAGAGUACCAGCGAGCUUUCAAAAGAAUCCUCGGCUGCAGGUUCCGGCGUCGUCCCAGAGUGUUCUUGGAAGAGCAGAGUGUGGCGACGUCCACAAUGGAUCUGAAGAGAAUGGGUCAGAACUCUAGUCGAGCCGACGGCUCUGUGUCGAGGAGUCCGGUCGGUAAUAACCAUAGAAUUGAGGGCAGCAAGAGAAAAAGUAAAAAAAGUAGGCCUCCGGUGAUACUGGAUGAGCAGUCGGAGCUACUGUCGAAGCAAAGCUGUGGUUAUCCUCGCUUCCGAUCUCCUUUAGACUCUCCUUUACAAUCUUUAAUGCGCUAUCAGAACAAUCGCAAGUUUCCACGAUCUCCUUCGAGUUUCACCAGCGACGAUGAAUGUAUCAGUCUUUCCAACUGUUCGGACGAUAACAAGUCGGACUGCUCUGUGAGAUUCUGUAAGCAGACGAGAUCGUCCCCGUCCUGGGACGACGACGAUGCGCGCUACAGCAGGGUCAGUCCUAGCAGUUUUGCUGCCGACGAGGAUUACGUCAACGCGGUGCUGGUCAAGAAGCGCAGCGGCUGUAGCAGAGCAGACGCCGAGGCGCGCCAGAUUUGUCGAUUUGCAAUACCAGACAUCUUGAUAAAUGAUGAACCGUCAAAGGAUUCUACGAAAUGCAAUUCGUCCGUAAACAAAACCAUCACUGCUGACAUCGAAAUGGGAGAAAUUAAGCAGAUCAAUGGGGGCACAAAUCUUUCCGACAGUCCAACAGCUGAGUUAGUUACCAGUAACUGA